AUGGUCUUAGCUCAAACAAUUUUACAAUCAGUCUUAUUCGCUUUGGUUGCAAAUGCUGCUGCAAUUCCAAUUCAAGAUGGUCAAAAAUUCAAUUCAAGUGCCUAUUCAGUUCCACCAUUAUCAGUUCCAAGUGUCUCAUUAGAUCCAGGUUCUGCUUCAAUUGCUUCUCCAAGUUUCUCUUCAAGCCCUUCAAGUGUUGUUGCCCAAAGUGCUGCUUCAAAUCCUUCAAGUUUUUCAUCAGUUUCAGUUCCAAUCGCAUCUCCACCACCAUCAGAUGCUACUGUUCCUAGGGUCUCUCCCCAAGAUAAAAAGAUAAAGCAAGAACAACAAUACCAAAAGAGAGAUGAUGACGAUGAUGAUGAUGAUGACAAAGAUGAUGAUAAAGAUAAAGAUGAUGACGAGGAUGACGAUCAAUCCUCUAGUGCAUCACCAUCAGAAUUCAUACAAUUUGUUUCAUCAUCAUCAAGUGCUAGUGUUUCAGCUACUCCAACUGCAGAUGAUCAUGAUGAUGAUCAUGAUGAUGACAAAGAUGGUGACAAAGAUGGUGAUGGUAAAUGA
Messenger RNA from Hansenula anomala, 558 nucleotides. RefSeq lists its product as uncharacterized. The record is from RefSeq and is a predicted model, not a curated record. NCBI's taxonomy places the organism in Eukaryota, Fungi, Ascomycota, Saccharomycetes, Phaffomycetales, Wickerhamomycetaceae. Bases 1 to 558 code for a protein of 185 amino acids. The transcript has a single exon.